AUGGCGCCAAACUUCAAGCAGUGCGCAGCCGACUACCUUGCUCAGCCGCCCAACCCUAUGUAUAUGUGGAAGGGACCCGUGAAGGUUAUCCCUCCAAAUCCGGCCACUCAAAUCUCGUAUCAAGGCUGCCUUGCCUUGUGUGGGCAUGGCAUUGACUGGUACGGGUGGGACCAGGCAUCUCAGACAAUAACAACGUGGAUUCUGCCAAUUGUGGGCAUAUUGCUGCAGGCGCCCUUCGAGAGCAAUGCGUUCUGGCAAACCGUCUUGGCCAUUGCUCGAUGGGUGGGCAGCCCAAUGAGCUCGCUGAGCUACACACUGUGGAACAUCUCUGUGUCCGGCAAAUGUGCUCUGAUGGUUGACAUGGCCGUCGGUUAUCGCCCCCUCUUCGCGUCGACGCAAGAGACCGAGGACUUCAACAACAUCCGCGACUCCUUCUACAUACUCAUGGUAAUGAAUCAAUUCGAGGCCAAGCCCCUCCCGCACAUGAAAAGAGAAGCCGAAGGCCUGCUAAGAAUUGUCCUUUUCAGUAAAGACCUUCGUCUCAUUGAGUAUGAGGGCAGGACGCAAAUCAAGCAAAAGAAUCUCGCUGCCAAGAGACAGGAUCUCGCUGAGGCAUUGCGGAGGCGAAGGCGGCGCGGUGUUGUCCCUGUCUUUGUCUCGACAUUGUGGUUUUUGUUUUCUUUGGCUCUCUCCAUUCAAUCCGCCUUUGGCCUGGUUGGAGAGAACGCGACGGCUCAUGACCUCGCGUUGGGCCUACUGCUUAGCUGGCUGCCUAUCCUAGUUCUGUGCAGUAUUGUGGAUCGUAACCCACUGUCCGCGGACGAUGUUCAGUCCAAGCUCAACGCUCUAAUCAGCCUUGUGUGCAGAUCUCUACAAGAUAAGGCCAUUGUCGACGAAUACAUUCAGUCUUACUGCACAGGUCAAGAUGCGGAUGAGAUGCGCCAACGUGUUCGAGAUAUCGUUGGCUGCAUCCACCAUCUGGACAAUGGCAACUUCUUCGUCAGGUUCGCCGGACAGGGAAGGGUCCGGUGGCACUAUGGAGUGGCACAUCCUAUCCUUUCGGACCUGGAGAAUGUCUGGAUCGCUAAUCAUGGGCGUGACUGGAUGCGCAACGAGUUUGAGGCUCGUAAUAAGCUCGUACUCGGCUCUACGGACCGAGGUCUAUUCUGGUUUGACUGGAGACAGCUGUGGCACAUCACCAGCGCGGUUAUCAUUGUAGCCGGCUCAUCUCUUGGUGCCUAUAUUCUCUCGUACUACACGCCAACAGUAGGCCUAGGCUGCCGCAGUCUUGGAUACCUCGUGUUUUCUGUCAUCUCGCUUGGUCUACUCAUUUUAGAAUUCAUCAUCUGGCGAUGGACGUCCGAGGAGCGCGAGGAAUACAAUGCGCAACGACCGCCGCGAGAACGACGAGUAACAUUCGACGUCCUUGGCGGCGAACGCGUGCGCAGGGCUUCAAUGUUCACUGUAAAGCAGACGGGACGAUGGCUUGAAGGACCCGUCGACACCAUCGAACAGCUUUUGAAGGUGUGGAUCCCGAGAAUAUUCUCGUCCACGUACAUCGGUGACCGGCGUCAUCGGAGAGAAUAUCUUCAGAGGUCCGUUGACCAUACCUUUCAGCAAAUGCGUCAUUGGUCUGCGAGGCAGUGGUGGAAUGUUCUAUUUUUCAUCCCUGCCGAGCUCAUCAACACAGGCUGGCUCUGCAAGAUAGUUUUAUCGCAGACCUUUGGAGCAUAUCAAAACUGCUGGUGCCAGACAAGCCAGUACUCUCCUGGGGGUGGCUAUAUGGAUCUAUCUAUGGUGCUUAACGCGCAGCUCAAAUACGUUAUGUGGAGCUGGGUGACCGGAACGGUUAUAAGCGGCACGAUUCUAAGCGCCGGUCUUGCAUAUGUGGUGACCGAGUGGUGUUUGCAAUCACACCUCUCGACGCUAGAUCGCGACGCCGCUCGCGAAGGCUUGCAACGCACACGAGCAUUUAGGAGAUAUACAUACUACGCACGCCAGCCACUCCAGUGGCUGGUUCUGCAAAUAAAUGGGCUCUGGUAUAUAUUCAAUCCGCCCGAGAGGAAACAAAAGACGCUCGUGUGGACGAAGGACAUCACAUGUCGUCAUCACCUGCAUUGCUGCAAAGAACGCACGCCUUGGAUUGCCUACGAAAUGCAGCGCGAUUCUCAAAUUCUGCCAGCAGCAGAGGGUUUCUUCUCGCGGCCUCGCUCGAGUACUGAUGCAGAUACGCGCGGCUUGCUUGCUAGCCCGCCGCUCCCACAUAUCGUAGAGCCGCCAGAUGACUGCGGCCGCGAUGAUUGUGAUGCUCCCACUCCAGCCCGGCACCGCAGCUAUUCAAAUGCGAGCUCUGAUAGGAUAUCAAUGGACAUUGCGCGCAAGCCAGUGCCCUUGUCGUACCUUGGCCGCGAAGAGGGUUUGGAGGUGCAUCCAUCCGUGCAGGCGAUGCCAGCUGCGGAAAGUCUGAGGCCAAGGCCAUCGCAUAUACGGCAAUUGAGCGACGAAGAUAUCCCUCGCGAUAACAAUAGAUCUGAAACGUGA
Molecule: messenger RNA, 2541 nt
Organism: Verruconis gallopava
Lineage: Eukaryota; Fungi; Ascomycota; Dothideomycetes; Venturiales; Sympoventuriaceae
Exons: 2
Coding region: 1-2541 (846 amino acids)
Source: RefSeq, a predicted model, not a curated record